AUGCGCACCUCGUCAGUUCUUCUUCGGCCGGCCGCAACCGGAUCACCCGUAGCCGACGGAUUAGUCCUUGAAGGGUCUCAGAUCGAAUUUGCGCCGCUAACCCCAACCAACUUUCCCAUUCCUUCCCCAAGAUCCAUCGAAAUCUACCUCUUCUUCCGUGAACGUCGUAGCAAGUGGACCAAGGCUACCCUCACCACGAGCCGAGGCCUCGAGUACGGACUCGGCAGUCCUGUUCAGCUCGUUUACAGUCAACCUGCCGGCUCGCGUGAGCGUCGUCCGGAGUGCAUCAAGUCGGAAAGGGCGGUUCACCUCCUUGUGCACAGCAAACUCACUAGGGUUGAUCAUGUGA
Messenger RNA from Microbotryum saponariae, 349 nucleotides. The record is from the annotation of a GenBank genome assembly. Lineage: Eukaryota; Fungi; Basidiomycota; Microbotryomycetes; Microbotryales; Microbotryaceae.